This is a messenger RNA of Bacillus rossius redtenbacheri, 7771 nucleotides long. It is a transcript of the gene P58IPK, whose product is annotated as dnaJ homolog subfamily C member 3. Gene Ontology annotation, cellular component: endoplasmic reticulum. Gene Ontology annotation, biological process: protein folding in endoplasmic reticulum. Gene Ontology annotation, molecular function: protein-folding chaperone binding; misfolded protein binding. The record is from RefSeq and is a predicted model, not a curated record. The transcript has 11 exons. NCBI's taxonomy places the organism in Eukaryota, Metazoa, Arthropoda, Insecta, Phasmatodea, Bacillidae. The coding region runs from base 152 to 1621 and encodes 489 amino acids.
ACCAGAGAUACGUAACACCACGUAUCCAAUCACAAAAGACCACGAUCACCAUGAACGGGAGGACUUAUGAGUUUUGUUAAAAAAAAGUGUUUACGAGAGUAAAAUUGUCAUAGUUGUGACUUAAGUGUUGUGUCAGUUGGAUGUGUGCGUGAUGGAUUGCUAUCAGCAAUCGAGUCUGCGUGUUUGUACAGCAUGGAUUGUUUUGAUGAUUUUAGACCUGAAAUUAGAUUGGUCGGAGGGUGCGUCUCAGGCUGAAAUCAACAAACACCUCGAAAUGGGAAGAGAUUUUUUGAGUCGUGGUCAGCUUCAGGAUGCAUUGUCUCAUUAUCAUGCAGCAGUAGAGGGCGACCCGAACAACUACCUGACCCACUUCAAGCGAGCGACUGUGUACCUAGCGCUUGGAAAAUCAAAGUUUGCGCUUCAGGACCUAGACAGGGUGUUGGAACUGAAGCCAGACUUCACUGCAGCUAGGCUUCAGCGAGGAGUGGUUCACUUGAAACAAGCUCAGCUGGACGAAGCGGAACGCGACUUCAGCGCGGUGCUCAGCAUGGAAGAGAGCGACGAGGCUUAUCAUAACCUGAUGCGAGUCACGCCCACUCGCCACGACAUCGAGCUGGCGAAGGCGUACAUCAGGGGCCGAGACUUCAUCGCUGCCGUCGAGUUGCUGACCAAAAUCAUAGAGGUGUGCCCGUGGUCAUCGGAGCUGCGUGAGCUUCGGGCCGACUGCCAUGCAGCGCUCGGCAACAUCCCGUCCGCCAUCUCGGACAUCCGCUCCACCACCAAGCUGCAGUCGGACAACACCGUCGGCUACUUCAAGCUGGCGACCCUGCACUACCAGCAGGGCAACGCCGAGGAGAGUCUCAAGGAAGUGCGUGAGUGCUUGAAGCUGGACCCGGAGCACAAGGACUGUUUCCCGCACUACAAGAAGGUGAAGAAGGUGGACAAGCAUCUCACGGACUGCCGGCAAGCAGUCGAGGCGAAGGACUUCCAGAGCUGCAUAAAUGCGGCCAAGAAGGUGCUGGUCGUGGAGCCCAAAGUGCCGAUGGUGGUGUUCGAGGCGAAGCGCAAGCUGUGCCACUGCUACCUGCACGGCGACCAGCUGUCCCUCAGCGUGCAGAGCUGCACCGAGGCGCUCCAGCUGAGCCGCAGUCCCGACGUGCUGUGCGACCGCGCCGAGGCCUAUAUCAACUCCGACCAGUUCGACGACGCAAUCAGGGACUACCACGAGGCCAUGGAGAUAGACGAGAACUUUGCGCGAGCCAAGGACGGCAUGACUCGAGCACAGAAGCUCCAGAAGCAGUCGGAGAGGCGGGAUUACUACAAGAUCCUUGGUGUCACACGCAGUGCCAGCAAGCAGGAAAUCAUCAAGGCGUACAGAAAAGCUGCCCAGAAGUGGCACCCAGACAACUACCGGGGCGAGGAGAAGAAGAAAGCGGAAAAGAAGUUCAUAGACAUAGCAGCGGCCAAAGAAGUGCUCACGGACCCCGAGAAGAGGCAGCAGUUCGACCGGGGCGACGACCCGCUCGACCCAGAGUCCCAGCAGCAGAACCAGGGGUUCAACCCCUUCGCCCAGCACCACUUCCACGGCAGCCCCUUCCAGUUCAAGUUCCACUUCAACUGAGGGCGCCGGCCCCCGCGCGCUCGUGGGCAACUAACUACCGUACUUCUCCCUCCCCUCCCGACCCUGGAGGGAGUGUCCGGCGUGUGCACGGAGCUCGUUUGCGCACAUCUCGAUGAGCGGUCGAGACCGAGCUGUCCCCUCGUCGUGAGUUCACUACCGACCAAUCAUGCCGCUGACGGAGAAGCAUUACCAAAUGGUCCAACUACUUGGACCAACCGUGCAGAAAUUUCACAAAUUAGUGUCGGGUCGGUUCCAAAAGAAUUCCGAUUCUGGAUUUAGAUUCUGAUUCAUCAGAUUCCAUAUUCUUUAUGAUCAUGCAUGUCUGGCUCCUCCUAUUUGUGUAUGCUAAGAUACAUAAACCUGUUUGUUAUUUACUAAUGUAAUUACAAAUUAUAUUUAUUAUUUACUUACAGCACUUUAAUUUCAUUUAAGUACCACAGAGCUACAAAAUAAAUUAAAUUGUGCAGUAAGACUUAAAAUUUAAAUCACUGGAGUUAAUAAAAAAUAUGUAUUAAAAUUAAUAAAAAUAUUAGUAAAGUUUCUGUAUUUUUUACUCUGUGACACAUUUUUUUAAUUGACUAAAUUAAAAAUUGGGAGGUACCUUGUUCACAACUUAAUGAAUGCAAUUUUGUGGCAAUGACACGUGUAGUAAGACAGUGUUUAUUUUUAAUAACUUUUGUUAUUACAUAAAUUGGCUGAUUGUGAUGUCAGUGUUCAUUAGUUUAUGAAUUAUAGCUUUUGAUAAUCUGUUUUUAAAUGAAUCCUAAUAAUUGAAUCAUGUUUUUCUGACAAAAGACAAUCCUAGUGUAUCAAAUGGAAAUAAAAAAUAAAAAUAAUAUAAAAAAAAUUUCAAAUAAUUUUAUAGUUAUGUGACAGGCUAAUUAAUUCAUCAUAAUCUUGACUAACCAAAAAUCGAUAUUCAUUACCCAAGACUCUGUUUAAAUAAAAUAUUUAAAAAAAUAAAAUAAAUUGAACAAGAAUCCAUAAAAUUGGCCCAGUGGCCAAUGGAAACAAUAUUAGAUGUAAAAUCUUGUUUAAUAAGGAAUUGCUCGAUUAAUGGAAAAUUUCCCAAAUACUCCUGUGAAAAUCCUCACUUACGGUUUAAACAUACCAUCUUUGGUGCCCCACCAAACAUGUUAGUCCGAAUUUCAAAAUUUUGCUGUAGAGUAAUUGUCAAGCAUCUAUCCCACAACCAAUGGGUGCAGAAUACUUUGAUACUGUUGGAAUUUAUGGAAUCGACCCAACGCUUAAACCUAUAACAAAUUUGACUUUGUCUGAUUGUAUUUUAUUGUGGCACAGCAGUUUUUUUUAUUUUUUGUAUUGUAUUCUGAAAUUGAUCAUCACAGAUUUUAGUUUUUCAUAUGUAUAAUCCUUUAUUCUUUUUUUUAUAUAGAAAAUAUGGUUAUUUUAUUUUAGGCAUUUUUACUUGAAGUAAUUACUAAAGCAUCACAAAAUUUAUAUUUGUGACUAAGCAUUCAUUAUAUACUAUGUGCAAAAAUUUAUAUCUUUUAAAAUUGGAAAUGAGGAAUGUGCAUGUACCUGAAAUUUCCUUGUAUCUGUUUAAAUACCAGGCGGUUUAUAACCUAAUGGAUUAAAUGUUAUGGUCUCUAUACAUGUCAAAUAUUAAAAUUUCAAGUCUAAAAUAUGGGUAAUUUAUAGACAUUUAUAAAUGUAUUUUGUUUCAAAUAGGUAUAACUUAUGCUUAAAUACCUACUAUACCUGACUUGAUGUAAGUUUUUGGACAUACGCCAUUGCAAUGGCGUAUGUCCAAAAACUUUCAUCAAGUCAUGCACUCCCAUUGCACAAAUCUUUCAAAGAUAAUACCUACUAUACCUACUUACACAUGUAUAGUCCCAAUAUAUUUUCAUUAAAAAUUUAAGUGGGGACUUAAUACGAAACACAGCAUGUAUUACCACCUCGUAGUCAGCACAACCUGUUUAUAAAUUAUUAAUGUUCAAUUGUAAGUGCCUUUUUGGUCCGAGAAUAUUGUACUGAUAAUAUUAUUUAUUUGUGCCAAUUGCUGUUGGACUUCAACAUAACGUUUCGAUCAUUUUCACUCCGAAGAUAGUGAAAGGCAGCACACAAUGCAAGCUGCAGUGAUGUGUUGAACUGGUGUCUCAUUUCUAGCCACCUGCAGCUGUGGUCUGGUUGGUGCAUGCAUAGUAGCGUCAGUAUCAAUUGCUUGUCGGUGUGGGGGCCGAGUAGCAUAGGUUUCAUCUGCACAUACAACAGUCCAAAAAAUGUAAACCAUAUGUUUACUAGUAUUAACCAGCCAUCUUUUGAUCGAGAAGUUUACUAUUAUAGUAAAGCGAUGCUCAGUAUUGCAGAUUUUUGUACAAAUGUCGCACAUUGUGGUUUCUUUUAAUUUAUCUCAAAUUUACAGUCGGCACAUUAUAAUCCGGCAUUCUUCGGUUCUGCGCAUUCUUUAAUUUGGCGCCGAUCAGAGCCACUUGUGUUCAGAUUAUUUCGGUUAGAUUCUGGCAUUUUUUUUUUACUUCGACUGCCAAGUUGUGCCACUGCACUGCCCACAAGUUUAUUUCCCCCCCAACUAAAAUUCUGAAGAACUCAUAAAUUAUGUCUUUAAUGAUCAUAAUGAUUUUUUGAAAAGGAGAUCCAUAUCAGGGAUGCAACAUUAUGUUAGACUUCUUUAGCCCACAUUUUCAAUUUUUCUUUGACGUUCCAAGUAAAAUUAUAUUUACCUUUGUUAAUCCGGCAAAAUUGCUUAUCCAGCAAUGAUGUGGUUUUCAAAGCGCUUGAUUAAAGAGAUUUUUACUGUAAUGUUUUUUAAUUGAGUGCCAAGACCAGUAAUACCAAUCAGUAAAGGUUCCAAUCAGAAACUGAAUAUCAAGGUAUUGCAAACUCAUAUUAGAAAAAAUUUUAACAUCUUAUUUCAUAUUAUGUUCUGUGGUCUAAUGAUGAAUGUUUCUAUCCUUUGAAAGAUUUUUAAUUUUGAGGUUUUUGUAAGUUGAUGUGUUUAUUGCAGAGCUGUUAGCUGUUUCCUGCUUCCAUUCUGUAUAAUGGUUUUUACAGGUAUAAUGUAAUUUUUCAUCUGUAACAAGAAUUUUCUGUAAAGUCAAAACCAGAAUAUGCAAAUUUUAAAAUUGUAGCAGUCUUCCUGGUGGGGUCUUGUUUAUAUUGUGUAUGGAAUAAUGAAUUGUCUGUUUUGUGUGUGUUUCAAGCUGGAAAGUAAUUUAAAACAAAACAAAAAAUUCAUAAAUUCAAACUUGCACUUCGAACUUGGAAAAGUGUAAUGUAAAUACUGUAUCUCUUAAUUUGUGAUGGAAGAAUAUGUUAGGAAAUUAAUUGAAUAGUUUUAAAAAUAAAAUAUACACUAAGCCACAGACUACCCAAAGUAGUAUUUUUGGGAAUAUUUUGUAAACCACAUUUUUUUUUAAUGUGUUAUGGACAUCAUUAUAUUUUUGUUUCUUAACAUGAAAAUUGCAUUAAGAUUGGUAAUAAUCUAAUAAUACAGGCUGGACAGUUUCAAUGGUAUAUUAUAACAGUUUAAUUUAGACUAUUUACAACAAAUAAUACAUCAAAUUGAAGGAACUAACCUAGGUUUUCUUACAAAUGUUCAGUAUGUGCACCUUUACUUAUACAGCACACAUCCAAUAUAACGUCCAGUUCAUCCAACACUUUGGUUAACACGUCCAGAGUAAUGGAAUUCUUCAAUUAUGUGUCUCAAAUCUGACAACUCAUUAGGUAGCAACGGAACGUACAUACAAUCUUUUAUAAAGCCCCAAAGGAAAAAAUUGCAUGGCAUUAUGUCAGGUGAACGUGGAGGCCAAUGAAAAAGAGCUGUGUCUUCUCGACCAUUACACAGAAUCCAACGGUCGGGGACUUAGACGUUCAACCACUCUCGUACAAGGAGAUUCCAAUGGGGAGGGACUCCAUCCUGUUGCCAAGUAAUGUUUAAAGGUUCACUGUCUACUAAUUGGGGAGAGAGCCAUUCUUUUGUGCUGCAAGUGAGAAAACAACAAAGCAGUAUUUGUGCAUGCGCUUUUGUAAAACUGUUUGAGUUAUUCUAUAAUUGUGACCUUAAACACACACAAUACAAGGCUCAUAGUUGAUAUAUUAAAUUUUAUAAAUGGGACAUAUUUUAUGAACAUAAUGUACUACACCCCCUUUCCCCACACACACUUUUUCCCAUGGUCUGUCUCUUAGCGAGGUUGCUUGAGACAGGAACACACAAUAACAUGGACCAAGAAUAUUUAGGAAGGAAUCAGCCAUGAUAGCCUUUAGUAAGGACAUCCCAGCAUUGGCCUGCAAUGAUUCCCGGAAAUCAGGACGGCCAAAUUGGGAUACAAUCCCGGUUACUCUGUAAUGCAAGUAUAAUGUCUUACGAUGGUGCCACCUCUAACCGUAUUCUAUGUAAAUAUCAUUUUAGUUUUAAAUCUCGGUCUUGCACGCAAUGUUGAUUAUUUGUUUUUUUUUCAUUGCUUUUUUUUUCCAGAGGGUUGUUUCUAAAUGUUUAACUCAGUACCUCCCAACAGAUAUUUACUUAAUGUAAUAUCAUGUACAUAGUAUAGUGUGAUAUCACGCACCUUUUUAAACCCACAAUAUUACGCUAAGUGAAAAUAUCUGUUGAAAAUAUUUGUGACCCAAAAUCAAAUGCAAGGGAGGUAUCAUGUAAAAAUUUUAUAAAUUUCCCUUGAAAAAAGUAAUGAAGAGAAAACAAAAAAUCAACAUAGCUUUUGAGACAGAGCCUAAAUAUUAUAUGUUAGUUUGUAAGAUACCUUCAUGUGAUUGUGAAACUUUUUUUUUUCCAGAGGGAUUUUUCAUGUGUGUCUUCAGAAAGGUUAUGACAAUAUUCCAAUGUUCGUAUCUGAUUUCUUAUGCAUAUACAGAGAUUAUGCUAAGUGCAGCUCACACUUAAAAGGUGGAUGCAGUAGUUUCUUGCAGAAUUCAAGCACUUCCUCAACUUACACUUUCUGUUUUCAAUGUAUCCAUUAAGCACUUAGUGUGUAAUUUUAUUUGUAGUUUUUGAGCUCAGUAGCCACAGUCACUCUUUACGGAAUAACUGGUCCAGCUUGUAACCACAACAGAAGUUCACAUUGAAUUAACUUAGGCUUUUUUUGUGCUAGUGCAAGUUUGUGUGACUUCACAGUAAAGUAGCAAGUGAUUACUGUAAAAUAUACAUCUGCUUUUGACAUACAUAGUUUCAUGGCAAUAUUAAAAAGUGUUUUGAGCAGAAUUUUUUUUUGUCAUUAAAUUUGAAAAAUGUUGAAAGUUACAUGCUGAUUUUAACUUUCUUAGCAAAAUUACUACUUGUAAAAAAUUUUUUUUUUAUUGUUUAUUAUUAUCACCAUUAUGAAUAUAAGAAGCACUAAAAAAACAUGUACUAAUAAUUGUGUCAAUUUUAACCUUUUUGAACCCCUGUGUAUUUUAUUAGUUUUAUUUCCAAUCAUUGUAUAUUUUUUACUGGAUGUUAUAAACUGCACUGCCACAGAAAUCAAUUUGCCUAUAUAAUUAAUAUUUGUCAUAUAUUUUCAAGUAUUUGGAAUACAAGACUUUUAAUUGUUUCAUGUGCAGCAUAGAAAUGUGGAUUUGGUAGGUUUAUUUUCUUUCGUAAUCUUCUCCAAAAUCAUAGUUCUACAUCAAAUAUGAUAAUAUACAUAUUUACAUAUCCUAAAAUCCACAAGGUUACCAACUACCACAAGUAAGUGCUGUACAUGUAAUAUAUACAUAUUCCUGUCUAUUGUAUCUGCUGGUAAGACAGUCUAUUAUGGAUGAAACAGUGUUUUAUUAUAAUUAUGCUAGAAUUGUGUAAGUGUAAGUAUUUAAAUUGGUUACUUCCAACACUCAUGAAUUUUUUUUAAUUUGACUCUGUGCCAUAACAACAAAUUGACAUAAAAUCUGGUCGACGUGUGGGAUUUUCGAUUUUGGACUUGAGAAGUGUGAAAUGUACAAACUUGAAACUUACUAUUUAUCGUAACGAGUGAACCGUCUUUGAAAUGGUUCUAUGAACUAGUCUCCUGCGACUAAUACGAGUAUCCGUCAGGACGGAUGCUUCACUUGUGUGAUAUUUAUAAUGGUGUGUGUUGGAAAGCUUGUGUUGCCGUUAUGUUUGAAGUUGUGCAUGAUGUAGCAUUAUGUAAAUAUUAUAUUAAAUAUUUUGUUGAAUAAAAAUUCAUAUUUUGUAUUGUUGAA